Molecule: messenger RNA, 2592 nt
Organism: Guillardia theta CCMP2712
Lineage: Eukaryota; Cryptophyceae; Pyrenomonadales; Geminigeraceae
Exons: 6
Coding region: 1-2592 (863 amino acids)
Source: RefSeq, a predicted model, not a curated record
AUGAUGCGGAGAGGAAGGGACGUUAUGCAUCAAAGCGAGCGAUCCCCUCGGAACAUGAACAGCAGCCUAGCAUGUUACAGCGCAGAUGAAGAUGAGAAGCAAGAGCGCAGGAGGAGCCGAAGUCAACCGGGCAAAGCUCGUGUGUCCUUGGAUUUCAACGACACGAGGCACGGACCCAAUACCCCGCGCCUCACUGGCCGUUCGCGAUCUGCUCCCAAACAGCGAAACACGUUCCAGUCAGAGUUUGAUCAAGAUUACAAACAGAUUUUGGCUCAUCGAUUUGCUUCCCAAAACGGAACACAUGCAGGGCAUGGGUAUGGAACCAUGGAAGAGAACAGGAAGGAGAAAACGUUUGACCUCUCGUUGGAACUGAUGAGAGAUAGAAAAAGAAUCGCUUUGCACCAGAUUUUGGAUUCCGUCAAGACCGAGAAGACUAAGGAAGGCAAGAGAAAACCAAACAAGGUUAGCCCGAGAAAAUCUCUCAAUUCAAGCAACUCUGAUUGUGAAGCGCACUUCGAUCAUCCCUCUGACAAGAAUCUCACUUUCACAUCACGAUCGCCAGCCUCGAUGGAAAGACAUGUGGCGAACAAUGAUAUCAAUCAACGCUUCUCCUUCUCCGUACGCCUUUCCCCCGUGCAUCUGCAGGAACCUUUCAGUUCCCCGAGGGAGAGACUGAUCUAUUCUACUCCCCCGUCACACCAUGCGACAAGGCCUCUCUCCAGUGAAGAUGUGAAAUCCAGCAGAGAGGCCUCGACCCCUGCUGUAUGCUCGGAAAGUCAGGUUCGCGAUGUACAAAGUCUCCUGCAGAGACUUGAGCUGUGCAUUCAACGAGAUGAGCUGAAGGAUAUUGCCAUAUGCCUCAAGAGCAUCCAGUUGUGGGUCACUGAAGGCAGCCAUGGCACAGGCAAAGACAUGCAAGCACGCUUAAUUGUUUUGUGCAGAAACGGCUUGAAUGCAUUGAUGAUGCUGAUCAAGUUCUGCAUGACGAGAUCCCAUCCUGCUGAUACCACUUCAUCCAGAUCAGGGAAAUUCCAACCUGUGCAAGAUGAUCCGUCUGAGAUUCGGCUGCUGAUGAUGGAAACCCUUCACACUUUGACUUCGAUAGUUUCGACACCUGGAGCGAUGGACGAGGUGCCCAUAGAUCAGUUCUCCCCAGUCAUCACAGAAGCAGCUUGCUCCUCAAAGAGCUCUGAGAUCUCUUUCACUGCCCUGCACAUCCUUGCAAGUCUGUCGGUCAGAAUUGAGGCGGCGGAUUCUCUCGUUCAAUCGGGUUGCGCAGAGCGCGUCUCAGAUCACUUCCUCCGAAUCAAGGACAGUGACUCGAUACCGAGCUCUGUGGACGAUAAGAGAUGGUCUGCUCAUGGCAAGGCGCUGACUCUGAUGGCAUUGUUGAGCAGUCACAGGAAGAACAGCUUUCUUUCAAGAGUGAUCGAGAGGAACUCAGUUUGGUGCAAGGUGUUCGUUAGGAUGUUGCGAGCUGCAGCAAAGUCGAAGUCGUUCGGAGGGAAGCCCUUGAACAUGGAGCAGCUUCUUCUGGGCGCGAAGAGGAUGUCGGCGAACCUGAGUAUCGUGCCCAAGUUGUGCUCUAGCGGUUUCGUGCAGACUUGCUGCUUUGCGGUGGCGAGCUGCCUCGAUUCUCAACCUCAUGCAGCACAGCACGGCAUUCAUGCUUUGAUUCACCUCUCGUAUGACCAACAAGCCUCGCUCGAGAUCCUCUCCGCUGGCCUUUGCACCAUCUUGUGCGGCAGAUUCUACGGCGUUGACGGGGCGUCUCAAGCGCUCGAAUGUCAACCUUUCGACCACGACGGCGUGUCUGCAGUCCCCGACAAGACACAAAGCAGCAAGCAAGACUCUCCUUUCUUGCAAGAUGACGUCGCCAUGUUGCUGUACAGAGUCGUCGGGUCCAAGUCUGAAGUUCGCUCCUCCUCCAAGGAAAACAUGGUCAUGAUAAUCAGCAGCGAAGACAGCAAGACGACAGCUGAGAAGGUGAGCCAGAAGCUCGCUGCCUGGGGCUUUCGCAGUUUCCUCGGAGGAUCUACUGGGAUAAUGGACUUUCGAUCGUGUCUGUCCAACAUUGCUCGAUGCGCUUCCGUCGUGAUCGUCGUGAAUGAUGGUCUUGUGCUGUGCCCGUGCUGCCGGACCCAAGUCGAGUUUGCCCAAAACAUCUCGUCGCCGAUCAUAGGGAUUAUCGCGGGGCCCGAUCAUUGUGUAGAAGGAAGCUGGAUUGAGCAAGUUCUGCCCGCAGAAAGUUUGUUGAAAGAGCAGUCAGGGGGUCAACGAGAGGAUGUUACUCAAGGCUACGCGAUGAAAGUGCUUGUCAAGCAUUUGUUCGCCAUCAUGACCAUGACAGAGUUCGUAACGCAUGAUGCGAUCAAAAAGAGCACACCAUGCCAUCAACCUGUCCAGGAAGCAGCGCAGCCUGAUGAUCGCGAACCAAAUCCGCUGCACAGAAAACUUCUUUACCUGAUUCAGAUCCAGCACAAAGCGCUCAAGGACAACAACCUUGUUACCGAAGAGAUGAAGAAGGUUCUCAGCGAUGUGAAAUUAGAGUGUAAAGAUGGCGAGUGGGCGGAAGACUUGCCAUGUGUUUAA